AUGUCACGGUUUACCCCUCCGACAUGCGCUUUGAGCAGAGGCCCUUGUGGGACAAAGGGUGCCACUCCGCAGGAUGCAUCGGGGCUCUUCCAUACGCUACAAACUCAUGUUGAUGACAUCCGCGGUCUCAUACAAUGCGGGAUAUGUAUUCGCCCACUCUACGAACCCUACACCCUUGCCUGCGGUCACACAUUUUGCUAUGGCUGCCUGAGCUCAUGGUUUUCUGAAGGACGGUCCAAUAAAACUUGCCCUGAUUGCCGAGCCCCGGUGAAAUCGCAGCCCGCGCCAGCGUACCUGGUCCGUGCAGUUGUCCAGUUGUUUACCAGUCGCGCCGAACUUCUAGAUAAAGGAGAAACAACAGAGCAACACAAAACACAUCAGCUUGAGGAGGCGGGGAGGAUAGAGGCGGACAAGCAAAACUUGGAUCCAAAACAAGGAGGUCUAUUCCGGGGAACAUUCAACAAGGCGCGCCCUUCGCCCGCUGGGCCCAUUAUUGACCUUGAAGACGGCGUCGUUCGUUGUCCGCAGUGUUCCUGGGAAUUGGAUGAGGAGGGUUGUGUGAACUGCGGAUAUCGGCCCGACGAUGACUCUAUGUCAGGUACCGAUUGGAGGAGUGACUCGGAUAACUCAGAAAUGACGGAUGAUCCAUAUGAAGAAGUUGAUGACGAAAUCGAGGAUGGCUUCGGGGAACCACCAGGCUUCGACUGGACAGAGUGGUAUGACGGGAUGCCGUUGGGGACUCUUCCUGCUGAAUUUCGCUACGUUGCUCCCCAUGGUCGCAAUGGCUACGGCUUAAUGCCUGGCAUGAUACCUGGCUCAUUUCCCCCCGAGUAUCACUAUGGUCAUUCAGAAUUCGAUUCACACGACUCUCACGACUCUGCCCACGACGAGGAUGAUGAUGAAGAGGACGAUGACGAGGACGAGGAUAUGGAUUCCUUUAUUGAUGACGAUGAACCAUCAGGGAAUUACGCUUCAGAGUCGGACCGAUCAACCAUUGCUGGGCAUCCUUCAUACAGUAGAGCUGAGUUACACGCCAUAUUUAAUGAGUCGCCAGGCUCGGGAUAUGGCACCGUCCACCCUAAUACAUACGACCUAAAUGGGGCACCGGACAGUGAGGUCGACGAUGAUGAUGAUGGCGAAGACACGGAUACGGCCGACGGCAGCGACACUGAUGGUGACGACGAUGACGAGAAAGAAGACGAUGACGAUGAAGAUGACGAUGAAGAUGAGCCGAUUCGACCUGCUGCAGCUGGCAAUCGACGGCGCGUGCCAACAUAUCAAAUAUUGUCAAGUUCUUCCCCUGCUCGUGCCAAUGGUGCAACUACCAUAAACAGUGCAAACCUGAAUUCACGCCCGCGAGCGCAACCUCCAGUAGGUUCAUCCGCCAACCGCGCCAUCUCUUUAGAUGACGACGAUGACUCGGAGGAUGAAGGGCCAGUCGCCGCUACGAGGCGGGCCAGGGGUCGCGGCAAUUUUCGGCCACCAGCCUUCUAA
Molecule: messenger RNA, 1494 nt
Organism: Aspergillus puulaauensis
Lineage: Eukaryota; Fungi; Ascomycota; Eurotiomycetes; Eurotiales; Aspergillaceae
Gene: PSH1
Exons: 4
Coding region: 1-1494 (497 amino acids)
Biological process (GO): proteasome-mediated ubiquitin-dependent protein catabolic process
Cellular component (GO): nucleus
Molecular function (GO): ubiquitin protein ligase activity; metal ion binding
Source: RefSeq, a predicted model, not a curated record